Aspergillus steynii IBT 23096 is the source of this 468-nucleotide messenger RNA. RefSeq lists its product as uncharacterized. The record is from RefSeq and is a predicted model, not a curated record. Lineage: Eukaryota; Fungi; Ascomycota; Eurotiomycetes; Eurotiales; Aspergillaceae. The transcript has a single exon. Bases 141 to 380 code for a protein of 79 amino acids.
UGUUUCUUCACACCGAAUCGUUAAACCUUCAAUCCAAGGUAAGCAGACCCGUCAGCCUAUCUAUACCUCUCACUCACUAACAAUCUAAGACUCUGAUCUAGAUCCAGCCUCCCGAAAACAUCUGAUCCACUUCCUAAGACAUGGACCCUCCUAAAUACAGCGACAUCAAGCUGUCCCUCACAGCAACCCACCAUUCCGAUCUGACGUCGGGAACAUCAAGAGCCUCGUCGUCUUUCACAUCAAAACUGCGACAUCUAUUUGACCGUCAUGUUCUCAAGAAAAAGCUCGAAUCAUGGGCUUACCUGAUGCCAGCCAAGAGCCAUCUCAGUGCCGAAUAUAAUUUUCCUGCAGGGCGAUGGGCGGGGCAGGGCUCGGGAUAGGUGGUUGCUUUCGAUCAUGAUUAAUGACAUCUACGCUAGUAUUUAAUGAAAUUACCUUAAUUUUGCAGUUGGUGAUCUAUAUUCAGUG